Molecule: messenger RNA, 2076 nt
Organism: Exophiala spinifera
Lineage: Eukaryota; Fungi; Ascomycota; Eurotiomycetes; Chaetothyriales; Herpotrichiellaceae
Exons: 1
Coding region: 1-2076 (691 amino acids)
Source: RefSeq, a predicted model, not a curated record
AUGAACUCUCAUUAUUGCUCAGACUGUCGUAUCCAACUCCAAGCGGGCGUUCUCGUCUGCUGGAAUUGCCACAAAUCGACAACCCUUCCACAUUCCCCCGAAACUGCACGACAAUCCGCACAACAAUUCCAACAUGGUCGAGGACUCCCAACCCGCGAUGCACGCGACCUCGGACGUCCCCAGCUCACACGCACAUCUACACCUCUGUCCACCUACCGCCGGUAUGGGGAAGACAAUACAUCUACAGUUAGCAUCCAGCGGUCCGGUUCAGAGUCGAGGCUCCCGCUGUCCGUAGGUGGUCGGUCAAACACAGACUCUCAGCACAGCAGCACACUGCAUACCACUCGGCGUCCUGGAUACACCAAAACGCCUCCGCGAAGACUCAACCGAAAACGCAAACGUAAUGACCGAGACAACGAGUCAGAAAGCACCGAUUUGUACGGGGCAUCCGGCGAUGAAAACAGUCAUACGAGCCGGGAAAUGCCUCCACCACGACGGGCUGACACAGUAGCCAGCGGAAGCCACGCCGCAGUGACUCCUCAAGCUGCAAGACCCCUAGUAGUUUCAGAGAAUGUUGUCCCACCGUACAAAGAGGGCGAUCCGUUCGACAGAAUAACUAUGAAGUACGGAUUCGUGGGGACAAUACGCGAAAAGGUGUUCGUGGGAACAUCCUGCCAACAUUGCAACGGGCCACAUCCCACAUACUAUCACAAUAAAGGCUACUGGGAAGUCCUCAAGCGAAGCGGCACCGGGAGCCCGAAUGUAACGUGCGGAAGAUGCUGUCAGCUAGGCCAUGAAGCCGACGAGUGCGGAAAGGGAGAUUGGCGGGAUCUCCCUGACAAUCCACCGUUACUGCCAGAGCAUAGCGCUCAUGCUCGGCCAUGGCCUCGUUCGGAUGGAUGCGUACCCUUUCCCAGACACUACUAUCGACCAGACUUGUACCCAAAACCGGAUCCAACAUAUCCGAACCUUCCUGCCGACAUUGCAAAGAUUGGAUUUCGUAAAGGCUUUGCGAGGAAAGAAUGGGGACUCCAGCACUCAAUUGACGUUCUGGACGCCAAACGUCGAAACGUGAGAGAACCGAAAAUCAAUCGAAAGGACUUUCGGCCAUGGUCUCCUCCACAGACACCAUUUUCCGAUUUGGUCCAGGAUGUAAAGUUGGAAGAAAAUGUUUCAGCUACAGUUCUUGCCAAUCCAGAUGACCAAGAAGCACCACGCAGAGAUAAUGGCUCCCAGCUUCCGUCAAGACGAGAACUCAAUCUUCCAUACAACCGUAAACGUGGCCAGCUCUGCAGUCCAGGGUUCAACGGGCUUGUACUUCCCUCCGAUCUUGACGCACUUGAGAGCCAUCGUCACAACGCUGUGAGCGGCGGUGGCCCAAUCACAGCGACACGUAAUGGGCGGCAUCCACAGCUAGAGCCUCAAUCAGACGAGGAUGCAAAUCAUCACAUCAAGGAAUUGGCAGACUAUGUCUUUGGAGAGCAGGUACUGGAUUCCGACAUGGUCGAAACAUACACUACCUUCAUAAAACAGCUCAUGGCGGAUGUUAAUGACAAGGCUUUAGAAUUCUCCAACAUCAUCAGAGCCAAGCAGUCCGACUUGGUCGACAAAUCCGAGUUCACAAGCAGUGAACAAUCUCUCAAGCAGUUCUUACUAGCAUUGAAGCGUCUCCCACAUUGGUGGACGUACGAAGUCACCAGACUCGCCAACACCAUCGAAACUGCAUGCGCCGUGUACAGCUUAGAGUCCAGCGGCUUGAAUGAUUUUUAUGAGUUGCAACAAAUGCUCAAACAGGCCUUUGAUACUUUCGAGAGCGAAAUGGCACGCCAUCUUUCCUGUUGCUUCAAGAUCGAGGGUAUCACAUUUAUCCCUUGGUUGGAAGCAAAUGAUGGAAAGACACUGACCGACGGCAUUCAAGGGGCACUUCUUCCCGGCGAAAGCUCUCCGCGUGCGCAGCUACCGCGCUUUGCCUGGCCUCAGCUUUUCAUUGAUCCUCUUCGGAAAGACCGUUCACCAAAGAAUCGUGACAUAGACAUGACGGUCGAGACUGGUCAGGAUAAAAGCGCCUGUCCCUGA